ACUGAUGACCAAGUAUGAUCCCAAUGCCGAUGUUGAGGGUCUUGAAUCCUCACCGUGGAACUUGCGCCCGGAAACCAAGCGACUUCAAAACGUUAUAUUGGUAUUCAUAUUGACCACCCUGUAUCUCCCGGUCUCAAAACUCUCGAUCGACGUCCUCGUGUGGUCUGACUCAUUUUGGGCCGUACCCAAUCCAUAUGUAAAUGAAGAUAACCCGGUAUUCGGCAAGGCCGCUGGGGGUAUGCGGAAUCCUGGUGACUUUUGCUACGUCACCAGUAUGAAACAAGAUUCAAUGAACUUUGCGCCGAUACUCAUUGGGGUGGCGUUACUGACGCUUGGAGGUUUCACAUUCUGGUUCCCUAUUGCGUUGAAAAGGUUGGUCGAUAGGAAUUUGCCGAGAGUGGACAGAUAUAAUGAGCUUGGUGAAAUCAUCGCUUCUUCAGAGGAAGAAUACAAAAAUUUGCUGCAAAAAGACACUUGUCCUUAUAAUUUCUUGUACAAUGUUUACAGCGAAAAGUGGGCGGCUUACAAAACAUUUAUCAUGGCCAACAAAUUUGUCAACAUCCUUUUUGUGGUCAUGAUAUCUAAAGACAAUUGUUUAUUCCGGAGUAUACCAAGAAUAUACACCGACAUAAACACGAGUGAAUACUGGUCACGUUCCGGAUAUGUGGUGAAUUCUGUGCUUGCCAUUGUUAUUGCAUUCCAAGUAGGAUCCCUUAGUGCGAUAAAAAGCGCAUCACUUGUGAUAAGUUACCUUUCUGUUUCGAUAGUGGCAUGGUAUGUGUUUCAGGAAACCGAAAGUUAUCGCACCAUCCUGAAAAAGGUCACGAAAAGGUUGGAUUUCAGUUUGAACAUUUAUUCGUCAAAGUUGGAUUUUUCGAAACAUAUAAAAAGAAGGGUUUGGCAGGAAACUUGGAGUACGCUGUUGUUAACCUCGGAUCAACUUAAGAUGCCGGAGGAUAAGGUGGUGGCUUAUUCUCAAAGUGUAUAUCGUCCACCUUAUUUAUUGAAUUUCUCGGGGACAGUCGCUGAACGACAUGUAGAAAACCUGAAGAUCAUCAGGCAGAUUGGAUUGAGGAAUUACAUAUCAUCCAUGGCACCAAUGUCAUCCUCACUAUUAGAGAUGAGAGAAAAAAUCGUGAAUAAUUACGUUGGACCUGACAUGUAUUAUGCUCCAGAAUUCUUGUCGCUAAAGAUCAUGACAUGUUUUGGGAAGGCUUACGUGGUACCGUUUCCCUUUAGUGUGGUGAUGGUGUACGACGAGGAUGAAAGUGUCAUCACCCUGACACAGGAAUGGGAGAUUGCUAGAUAUAUACAACAAAACGAGAACAAGGAGAUUAUGAGGCGUCGGUUAGUUAGACAAAUGAUUAGAGCUCUCGAUGGAAAAACUGUGAUCGGACCUUGUUAUUACGGGAAUGACAACGAGGUUUAUUAUGACGCAGGUGAUAAGAUACGACGCAAGCAGCAUUCAAAAUGGAAAGAUUACAAUAUGAAUCCUGGAUUUGAUGUGACCAUCACGUAUACUGCCGCUUCAAAAUGGAACUCUCCUCAGGACUCUUCAAAACCAACACAUGAACGAGUGGUGUCACAUGAUGUCAUCGGUAUAACAACGGAUUUCCAGAUGACUCCACAAUUGGAAAAACUAUUCACGGACAAUUAUGACUUGUUGUCAGUUGGGCUAAAUGAAAUACAAAACUUGAUGGAAGAAUACCGAGAGUAUUAUAGAGACGAAGCUAAAGUAAAAGAAAGGACACUGUCUUACGGAUUUUUCAUAAACGUUUACGAUAAUCCAUCGAUACCUCUCGAAUCUUUACCGGCCCUACUGGUAAACACAGAGGAAAAUUCAAUCGUACAAGCUAUACCCGAGACCGAUUACCCAAGUUUAAUAUAUUUGUACGAGCGAAUGAGGGCAGUGAAUUUGUCGCGGGUACAUCAAUGGUGGUAUUUGUUCUGGGAAGAUUUGUGGAGGAAGAAUCACAAAGAGAUUCCCGAGUUGAACAAACAUCCACAGGAUUUCUCACCAGCCUACAGGACCAGCGUAUGUUAUAGACCUAUGGUAAGGUUAGAGUUGGAGGAAUUCUUGGAGAAAAGAGGGUGUUGGAAGAAUGAGGGAAAGAAGGGAUUUUUAAACAGUGGGGUUUUAAAUCGUAUAUAUUUGUAUUUGAAUAACGUGGUUUUCGAGGUUUCCGAUGGGAAAAGCAAACGAAAGAACGACAUCGAAGAAGAAAAACAAAAGAAAUGGAAUAUAACAAAAGGGAAUACCAUUGAUGACAAUAGCGAAUAUCACAUGUUCAAGAAUAAGGUUGGAACUACAAUGAGGGAGCGGGUGCUGUUAAUGAGAGACUUGCUGUUGAAAAAGAAUUCGAAUCUGCCAAGGACAAGGCCGUUCUUU
Molecule: messenger RNA, 2389 nt
Organism: Acaulospora colombiana
Lineage: Eukaryota; Fungi; Glomeromycota; Glomeromycetes; Diversisporales; Acaulosporaceae
Source: the annotation of a GenBank genome assembly